Molecule: messenger RNA, 2144 nt
Organism: Bactrocera latifrons
Lineage: Eukaryota; Metazoa; Arthropoda; Insecta; Diptera; Tephritidae
Gene: Egm
Product: acyl-CoA dehydrogenase family member 9, mitochondrial
Exons: 5
Coding region: 1-1998 (665 amino acids)
Molecular function (GO): acyl-CoA dehydrogenase activity; flavin adenine dinucleotide binding
Source: RefSeq, a predicted model, not a curated record
AUGUUACGUCUCCGCAACACAUUGCACCGUUUUGUGCAACACAACUCCGGCAAAAAGUUCGAAUAUGUGAAUGGAAAAUGUAUACGAGCCAUAGGCACUAGCGCCGGACGUGAUAGUCAAUCCUCUGCAAAAGCCACUGCUAACAGUUCGUUUGCUAGCGAAGAUGCUAUUGAUCAGCAACGGCGCACCGGGACUGGUGUUAAGAUGGCACCAGAUGUGGGAAAAUUGCGUGCACGUUUGCCAUUAGUGAAGAAUUUUUUCGUUGGUGUGGUUGAUAAUGAAAUGCUUGGCUAUCCAGAGGUUGUGCAACGUGAAGAACUGUCGCGAAUUGAAAACGAAAAAUUGCCGCUUACAAAUUUUUUCACUGACCAAGUUGAGAAUGCUAUAAUUGAUCGCACACGCCAAAUACCAGCCGAAGUUGUGGAUUCAGUACGGCAGUUGGGUUUAUAUGGUCUGAAUGUGCCGGCGGAAUUUGAAGGCAAAGGUUGGGGUUGGACUGCCAGUUUGAUGCUCACAGAGCCUGAAUCACGCUGCACCAAUGUAGCGCUUGGUCUGUUAUCACAUCGCAUAAUAAUCGAUCUGCUAAAAGACGUAGGCAGCGCCGAACAACAACAGCGUUUUUUGCCAAAAUUAGUAAACGGUUCACAAGUUGGCGUGGAAGCAAUAUUCGAAUAUGACAUGGCAGAAAACGAACUAUUUAACACUACCGCUGAAUAUAUAGUGGAAACUAACGAGUGGCUCUUGUCUGGAAGAAAGGCGUUUGCGAUAGCGGGUCCUUUCGCUACAACCAAUGCGACGCCACUCUUUUUGGUGAUCGCUCAAACGCGUCGGGCGAAUGUUAAAGGAGAUGCUAGCCGUAGCACCACAAUUUUCUUAGUGGACAGUAACACAGCCGGUGUUAAAUUAGGAGAACAGCAUUUGACAAUCGGCUGCAGAGGUUUAGAUAUACGUCGCGUUGAAUUUGACCAAGUGCGUCUACCGCCCAGUUGUAUUGUCGGUACUGCGAAUGAAGGUAAUGAAGUAGCAGACGUAUUGCUGCGCAGUAACCGGUUACGAAGUGCCAUGUUGGGCCUAGGCAUGGCCAAGCAGUUGGUUAACGACUUGACUUCAUACUGCAUCGACAAUCAACACUGCAACGUGCCGCUGAAGGAUAUGGAAAUGCUGCAGAUGCAUUUGUCGAAGGCGGCCUGUGCCACAUAUGCUAUUGAAAGUAUGAUUUAUUUGACGGCGGGCAUACUGGAUGAAUUUACGGCACCUGAUGUGGCAUUGGAAGCUGCAAUUACCAAAUAUUAUAGUCUUAGGCAAUUGUUUAAAAUUGCUGCUAAAUCUAUGGACAUCAUUGGUCCCAAAUCUUUAAUUUCCGGUCAAGAAACUGAGGUGCUUUUCCGUGAUAGUGCUCAACUGUACACUCAAGGCGAAUCAAUGGACACGCUACGCUUAUACAUCGCACUGGCCGGCUUACAACAUGCAGGCGGUGUAUUGCAAGACACAGUACGCAUGCAGCGCAAUCCACUCUUCCAUCCUGGACACAUAUUGGGUAAAUUUCUGCAAAGUUCGAACAUUGAUAAUCCAAAGACUAAAAUGCGUUUAAAUGAAAAUGUGCACCCUUCUUUGGAACCGGCUGCGCAAAGCGUCGAACAAUCAGUGGCCCGCCUGCAAAUGUGCGUUGAGUUGCUGCUAACUCGCUAUGGCACCGCUGUGGUAGAGAAGCAUCACGAUAUGCAGCGUUUGGCCGAAAUUGCAGCCACACUCUAUGCAAUGUUUGCCAGUUUAGCGCGUGCCUCACGCUCGUAUUGCAUAGGCUUGCAGUUGGCCGACUAUGAGUUGGUCUUGGCGUCAGCUGUGUGUACGCAUGGUCGCAAAAAAGUGCACACACUAUGCACAGAAAUCUUCAAUGGACAGUAUGUGAAUAACGAUAGCAAUUUGCAACGACUAGCCAAGCAAGUCAUUAAGAGUAAAGGCUAUUUCCCGGUACACCCGCUUACUUUUAAUUUCUAAAUAGUGAGUAAUUUAUAGUUCAUGCGGCAGUUUAAAGAUCAGGUUACUGUUUAAUGUGCAUGUGAACCGUUAAAUGUAGUUGUAAAUAUUUUGUUGAAGAUUUGAAUUGAAAACAGACGUAAAAUAAAAUAAAAGUGUUUCAUAAA